UUUUCGUCAGCAAUUAAAAGCCGGUCCCUGAGUAGGCGCCGACAUUCCAAUCCCGGUAUUCGCGACUGUACUCGGACCGCUGAAAGAGAAUGGCCCGGACCAAGCAAACAGCGCGAAAAUCCACCGGAGGGAAAGCUCCCCGCAAACAGCUGGCCACCAAAGCGGCACGGAAAAGCGCCCCAGCCACGGGCGGAGUGAAGAAGCCCCAUCGCUACCGGCCCGGCACCGUGGCUCUGAGGGAGAUCCGGCGCUACCAGAAAUCCACCGAGCUGCUCAUCCGCAAACUGCCCUUCCAGCGCCUGGUGCGGGAAAUCGCUCAGGACUUCAAGACCGACCUGCGCUUCCAGAGCUCGGCCGUCAUGGCCCUGCAGGAGACCAGUGAAGCUUACCUGGUGGGGCUCUUUGAGGACACCAACCUGUGCGCCAUCCACGCCAAGCGAGUCACCAUCAUGCCCAAAUACAUCCAGCUGGCCCGCCGCGUCCGUGGGGAGCGCGCCUGAAUCCGGCCUCGGCACCAAGCACAACAAAAGGCUCCUUUAAGAGCCACUAACUCAGCAGUGGAAAGGGCUGUCAUUUCCUAUUCAUUCACCUUUUGUG
Molecule: messenger RNA, 597 nt
Organism: Mobula hypostoma (lesser devil ray)
Lineage: Eukaryota; Metazoa; Chordata; Chondrichthyes; Myliobatiformes; Myliobatidae
Product: histone H3-like
Exons: 1
Coding region: 90-500 (136 amino acids)
Cellular component (GO): nucleosome
Molecular function (GO): protein heterodimerization activity; DNA binding; structural constituent of chromatin
Source: RefSeq, a predicted model, not a curated record